AUGGGGGAGGAGAUGGGGGAGAAAAUGAGGGAGGGAAUGGGAAGAGAAUGGGGGAGGGGAUGGGGGAGGAGAAGGGGAGAGAAUGGGGGAAGAGGUGGGGAGAGAAUAGGGGGAGAGAAUGUUGGAGGAGAUGGGGGAGAGAAUGGGGGAAGGGGUGGGGAGAAAAUGGGGAUAGGGGAGAAAAUGAGGAAGGAGAUGGGGAGUAGAGAAUGUGGAGGGCGUGGGGAAGAGAAUGGGGGAGCUAAUGAGGAAGGGGAUAGGGAAAAAAUGAAGGAGGAGAUGGGGGAGAGAAUGGGAGAAGGGGCACGGGAGGGGAUUUUAAAGAAUGGGGGAGAAAGUGAGGGAGGGAAUGGUGGAGAGAAUGGGGGAGGAGAUGGGGAGAGAAAGUGGGGGAGAGAAAAUGGGGAGAAAAUGAUGGCGAAAUCGGGGGAGAGAAUAGCGGAAAUAAAUGAGGAGUUGGGGAAGAGAAUGUUGAACAAAAUUAUGGAGAUGGAAGAGAGAAGGGGGGGGGAUAGGGUGAUAAUGGGGUCGGACAAUAAACCUAUUUUGACAAUAUAG
Ylistrum balloti is the source of this 558-nucleotide messenger RNA. RefSeq lists its product as uncharacterized. Bases 1 to 558 code for a protein of 185 amino acids. The record is from RefSeq and is a predicted model, not a curated record. The transcript is spliced from 2 exons. Lineage: Eukaryota; Metazoa; Mollusca; Bivalvia; Pectinida; Pectinidae.